Molecule: messenger RNA, 7328 nt
Organism: Aspergillus neoniger CBS 115656
Lineage: Eukaryota; Fungi; Ascomycota; Eurotiomycetes; Eurotiales; Aspergillaceae
Product: polyketide synthase
Exons: 3
Coding region: 1-7317 (2438 amino acids)
Biological process (GO): fatty acid biosynthetic process; secondary metabolite biosynthetic process
Molecular function (GO): phosphopantetheine binding; 3-oxoacyl-[acyl-carrier-protein] synthase activity; fatty acid synthase activity
Source: RefSeq, a predicted model, not a curated record
AUGACACGAACAGAGCCAAUCGCUAUCAUCGGCACAGGCUGCCGAUUCCCUGGGUCGGCCACCUCGCCCUCUCGACUCUGGGAACUACUGAAAAAUCCGCGCGAUGUCGCCUCCAAGCCUCCUACUGACCGAUUCAACGCGGACGCCUACUACCAAGCUGGCAAGGCCCGGCCUGGCAUGCUGGUUGCUCCCGAGGCCUACUUUCUCCAAGAGGAUAUCCGAACGUUUGAUGCCCCCUUCUUCAAGGUCUCUCCUGCGGAGGCCGCAUCAAUGGACCCUCAGCAGCGACUGCUCAUGGAAGUAGUAUACGAAUCUCUCGAAAGGGCCGGGCUGCCACUGCAACAUCUGCAGGGCUCAUCCACGGGAGUUUAUUGUGGUUCCAUGAGCAAUGAUUAUCAAUCCCUUCUCAAUGCAGAUCUAAAUCUGCUGCGCCCUUUCUCAGUCACAGGUACAACACCCUCGAUUCUUGCCAAUCGGAUCUCAUACUUUUUCGAUUGGCAUGGGCCCUCAUUUGUCCUUGACACGGCAUGCUCCUCCAGCUUAGUAGCACUGCACCUGGCGGCAGAGGCUUUACACAAUGGUGACUGUACACUCGCAGUUGUCGUGGGCAGCAACCUGAUUCUUUCCCCAGAUCCCUUUAUUGGGGAGUCUCAGAUGCAAAUGCUGUCACCUACAGGGCGCUGUCGCAUGUGGGAUGCCCAUGCGGAUGGCUAUGCCCGAGGCGAAGGGGUGGCCGCGCUCGUGCUGAAGCGCCUGCAGGAUGCAGUUGCUGACGGUGAUCCAAUUGAAUGUGUCAUCCGCUCUACUGGUGUGAACUCUGACGGACGUACUGAGGCACUGACCCUGCCGAAUGGUGAAGCGCAGCGGGAUCUCAUUCGCUCAACAUAUGCGCGCGCUGGUCUCAACCCCCUUCGCCGUGAAGACCGCUGCCAAUUUUUCGAAGCCCAUGGGACAGGAACACUCGCGGGUGAUCCACAAGAAGCAUUUGGGAUUACCUCUGCUUUCUUUGACGAUGGCUCCCCGCCUGACGACGUUAUAUAUGUGGGCUCCAUUAAAAGCGUUGCAGGCCAUGCGGAAGGCACAGCAGGAAUUGCAGGGGUUCUCAAAGCAUCACUCGCAAUCCAACAUGGUGUUAUACCGCCUAACCUACUCUUCAACGAACUCAGCCCCCUAGUGGCUCCAUACACCACUCAUCUUCAAGUCCCAACCCAAGCACUUCCCUGGCCAGAUCUUCCAUCCGGGUCUCCACGACGGGUUUCGGUCAACUCAUUCGGGUUCGGGGGUGCCAACGCGCACGUUAUUCUGGAGAGCUUUAGCGGGGCUUCAUCAUCAUUAUCAUCAUCAUCAGGUUGCGAGCUUGUAACACCGGAAAUACUCCCAUUCGUGUUUUCAGCUGCAUCUGAAGCCUCGCUCACCGCGGUCCUACGAGAUUACGUCAGGUAUUUGGAGGAGCACCCUAGAGUGAACUUACUGGAGCUAGCCGCUUCUCUCCUCAAGAAGCGAUCGACCUUGAGUCAUCGUCUAUUUCUUACUGCAGGCACCAAUGAGACACUUCGGGAGGUCCUAAGCAGCGCACAAUGGCCACAAAUGGGCCUAGAUGUUAUCUCUCAAUGCUCGGAAGCUCAGGUUUGGAUGAAGGAGCUGCAGCAGGCCCUGGAUACUCUUCCGGUAGAGUACAAACCUACUUUUUCUCUUCUAGAUGAACUUUCCGCUCCUGAUGCAACCUCUCGGCUCAACUCAGCGGCAGUUUCGCUACCAGUGCGUACAGCGCUGCAAAUUAUCCAGGUCAACAUUCUGUGGUCACUUGGGAUAGAAUUCGCGGCAGUUGUCGGGCACUCAUCCGGUGAGAUCGGUGCAGCAUAUGCGGCAGGUCGGCUGACCCUAAGAGACGCUAUUCGAAUCGCCUAUUUACGAGGAGUGGCAGCACAACAUGCUGGCUCUCAGGGAAAGUCUGGUGCUAUGCUAGCAGUUAGUGCACCUUGGGACCAGGCAGAGGCCAUGUGUAGCGACGCGGCCCAAUCAGGCACUAUUACCGUGGCUGCCUUCAAUUCUCCUACCAGUGUCACUUUCUCAGGCGACAGUGACCUGAUCAUUGAGUUGGAAUGGGUCAUAGAGAGCCUCGGCUAUUCAGCACGGCGUUUGCGUGUCGAUACGGCCUAUCACUCUAGCCAUAUGAUCCCUUGUGCUGAUCCAUAUGUCCAAUCCAUGAAGCAGUGCCAGAUCCAGGCACGCCAAGGCUUCUCUGACACUAAGUGGUUUUCCAGUGUUUUCGAGGACCAAGUCAUGGAUAACCUUGACAUCCAAUACUGGAGUGAUAAUAUGCUUCGCCCUGUGCUCUUCUCUCAGGCAUUGUCAGCUGCUAUAAGAGAUCUCCCCGAGAUGGAUGCCAUUGUAGAGGUGGGACCCCAUGCUGCUCUUCAGGGACCCACCAAGCAAACGCUGUCGUCCAUAAAGCCUGACGAAGCCGAUGUUCCUUACUUUGGAAUGGCUAAUCGCAAGUUUGGUGGUAUCGAAGCCUUGGCACUCGCGGUGGGCUCGUUCUGGGCGAACCUAGGAACCGAAACUCUGGAUGUAUCAUCAUACAUCCGGCUCUUUUCGCCGUCUAUGAAGUUGAACUAUCUUGUCGAUCUUCCCACAUAUCCAUGGGACCACAGCCAAAGGUACUGGGCCGUUCCACGUCUAUCGAGCACGCGCAUCAAUCGUCGGCAUCCCAUCCACCCCCUCCUUGGCGCCCUUACCCCUGAAACUGGCGACGCAGAGUGGCGCUGGCGUAACUUCUUGCGGGUGCAGGACUUAGAAUGGAUGGACGGCCACCAAGUGCAAUCCCAAGUUGUGUUUCCCGCUACAGGGUAUCUUGUCAUGGCUCUAGAGGCGGCCCGCAUUGUUGCAGACGAGCGGCUGCUCCAAGUUGUUGAGAUACGUGAGCUUGUCAUUGAUCGCGCGAUCACCGUACCUGAUAACUCCUCUGGCGUUGAGACGCUGUUUACCUUCUAUCGAACGCAUAACAAUGGCCACAAAGUAACCGGUGUGUUCACCUGCCAAUCGAGCCUCAAUGAUGAUGUCUUCCAUUGUUGUGCAUCCGGUCGCCUAGAGAUGACAUUUGGCGAGCCAGAUGCAACACUCUUGCCGUCAUUGGGUCCGAUACCCCCAGGAUUGCGCCCUGUGGAUUCAGACGAGUUCUACCAGCAAUUAGAUGGCCUAGGGUAUGGCUACUCAGGUAUAUUUCGCACCCUUCAAAACAUAUGGCGUCGAAAGGACCUUGCGAAUGCCAAGAUACCAGUCUUCAAUGCUGGGUCAGCGCUUCUAAUUCAUCCUGCCACGUUGGACACUGGCCUCCAGGCCAUAAUGGCGGCGAUGGGGGAUCCUAACGACGGCCAAUUAUCCAGGCUAUAUCUCCCCACUAGAAUCGCGAGCACAAUAUUUAACCCUUCUUUCUACCGAGUCAGCAGCGGGCAAACUCUCCGUGGCCCGUACGAAGUAGCGGCCACGGUGUCCUGGACCGAUAGCUCAGGAAUACGCGGUGAUAUCGAUCUGUUCGAUAAUGAGGGUCAUGGACUAGUCCAAAUAGAGGGUGUUGAGAUCGCUCCCCUCGCCCAGCCCAGUUUGGACGAUAUCACGACAUUUGCAGAACGGAAGUGGGGUCCUUUGCUGCCCAACGCGACGCUUUCCAGGCCCCCUAGUCUCCCAGGCUGCUACGACGAGAUGAAUCGCCUAGCUCUGCUUUACCUGAGGGACACGCAACAUCAGCUAACAGCUGAGGAUCGGCAACGGCUGGAUUGGCUCCGAGGCCGUUAUGUAGCCUGGAUGGAUAUGAUGUUAUCCAGGGUGCAGGCUGGUACCCAUCCCCACUAUCCUGCCGAAUGGCUCAGGGGUGAUUACACCUCUUCCAUCUCAGCAAGUCAGAGACAAGCCAUAAAAUACCACCUGGCGGUCUUAGAAGUUACAGGUCCAAAACUCAUAGGGUGGCUGCGUGGCCAAGCCAACAUAAUGGAAGAGCUACGCCGCGAUGAUCUUCUGACUCGAUUCUAUCAGGAUUACGCGGUUCGGAUGAUGACUUGCAGUCUUGCGGAUGUCGUAAGUCAAUUGGCCUUCCGGUACCCUCGCAUGAAAAUUCUUGAGGUUGGGGCUGGAACAGGCUCAGCGACACGAGAAGUGCUCGCCCGAAUUGGACGGGACUAUCAUUCAUACACCUUCACCGACAUCUCAGCGGCCUUUUUCGAAGAAGCCCAAGGCGCUUUUGAGACACAUAAUGAUCGGUUCAUAUACCAGGUGUUAGAUCUAGAGCGGGAUCCGACAGAACAGGGCUUUGCCGAGCAUGCGUAUGAUUUGGUCAUUGCGAGCAACGUACUGCACGCUACCCGUUCCUUAACUAAUACCAUGACCCAUGUUCGUCGGUUACUAAAACCCGGUGGACGAGUCGCUGUGCUUGAGAUAACCAACACCGAAGAUGUUGCCGUGUCGGCCGUUUUUGGCGCGUUUGAGGGGUGGUGGUUAGGAGAACAUGACGGUCGCCCCUGGGGGCCCAUGGUCUCCAGUGACACCUGGGAUCAAGUGCUGCAAAAUACAGGCUUCGGUGGGCUCGAAACUGUAUCACCUCCAGAUGUAAUGGCUCAGACAGCGCUUGCGAUCUUUAGCGCUCAGGCCGUUGACAGCCAUAUUUCGAAGUUGCAGUAUCCAUUGUCGGUGCCCGCCACGGGACAGUACUCGGAUCUCAUCUUAGUCGGAGGUUCCUGUGCCCAUACAGAACGUUUAGUCACACAGGUCCGGGAUCUUGUGGCCCCUUUUUUUGCUCGAAUCAGCCAUGCGGUUACGCUUGAAGCCUUCAUACCUCCGCCCGAUGCAUCAAAGGCGGCGGUUUUGGUUUUGUCCGACAUGGAUAGUCCCUGCCUCCAAGGGGUUACCGCAGAACGUCUCCACGGUCUGCAGGCACUGUUCGGGACUGCAAAGAAGAUUCUCUGGACUGCGACUGGAUAUCCCGGCGAGCAGCCGUAUCAGGCCAUGACUAAAGGCCUUCUACGCACUUUAUCGAGCGAAAAUUCACACGCUCUACUCCAGCACCUCACCAUCAGUGACCUGGAUGCUAUUGACACUAGUAUCCUAGCCACUACACUCAUGCGACUUGUUCACACGGAUGUCUACAGCGAUUAUAGCCUUGCAGACUGCACGGAAAAUCCGGAAUGGGAACUCCGGCUAGAAAACGGGAUAAUGAUGAUUCCUCGGGUGCUGCCCAGCCGUACGAUGAAUCGACGACUCUUCAGUAAUCGUGGGUUUUCUAGUAUGGACCAUGUUGAGCCCCAUUCGGUUCCUGUCAACGUUAUUCCUGAAAAGGCGAGCCUUACCCUCGUCUCAUUGCCACAGCGAGCCCUGGCAGACCAGAAUUCGAAUCAGCAGAGCAGGGAUAUUCUUUUUAUUCAGGUUCAUUAUGCCACUCUUUCCGCUAUCCAUGUCCAGUCUGCUGGCUUUCUACACAUUGUCUUGGGGCGAGAGCAGAAGACUCGCAAGCGUGUUAUAGCGCUGUCUGUCAAUCAUGGCUCGGUCGUUUCUACACCAGCAUCCUGGUGCUUAACGGCCCCCAGCUGGCUCUCUGAGGAACAUGACGCAGCAUUCUUGCACGAAGUAGCUACGGCUAUGGUUGCCCGUCACCUGGUAAACACAACACCAGCCAAUACUGUUCUUCUUGUUGAUGAAGCUGCCACCUCUCUUCAACAAGCAGUGGCCGUCAUGGCUUCCGCGAAAGGGAUCAAAGUACGCUUUAUUAAAAGCACUGAGGUCAGCCGAAGAAGCCCAACCACGAUUAUCAUACCACCACGUAGCUCAUCGCGUGCGAUAUCGCGCCUGUUGCCUGAUGGGGUCUCGGUUUUUACCACUUUCAGACUCCAAACAGACAGCACCCUCGCUCGAAUUAAGUCUUUGCUGCCUCCCGCAGUAGCGACCUACGGCUUACAUACGUUCUACGGCAACUCUUCGGUCUCAAACCUAGAGGGUAAAGGUGAUUCCUGUGCAGAUAUAUUGGCAACGUCCUGUCUGUUUGCAGAACAGCAAGGAGGCUCGCAAAAUACUGUUGCCACGAUUACUCCCGGUGACAUCCAGUCAUACUCACUCAGCAGUGAUCCCUCCAUCAUUGUCAACUGGCUGCAUUCGGGGCCAGUUUUGGCAUAUCCCCUACCGGCUAGUUCUCUUGUAAACUUGAAUGCCUACAAGACAUAUCUGUUAGUCGGAAUGACCGGUGAUCUUGGACGAUCAGUUUGCCAAUGGAUGAUCACCCGCGGCGCUCGAUGCUUGGUUCUUACCAGUCGAUCCCCAAGCGUUGACCCUCGAUGGCUCGAGGAGAUGUCGGCCCUUGGUGCUCGAGUCAUUGUCAUGACCAUGGACGUUACGGAUCGUACCUCGGUCCUGCGCGUACACAAUCACAUUCAAGCAGACCUUCCCCCAAUUGGUGGAAUCGUGAAUGCUGCGAUGGUCCUUCAAGAUGGCGCUUUUGCGAAAGCGACCCUAGAUGAUGUGACCACUGUUUUGAAACCCAAAGUCGAUGGGAGCAAAAUACUGGAUGAGCUCUAUCAAGAGGACGACUUAGAUUUCUUUAUCCUGAUGGGCUCUAUUGCCGGUAUCAUAGGUAAUUUUAACCAAUCGAUCUAUGCCGCCAGUUCGGUAUUUGUGGAGGAGCUUGUUCUUCAGCGACGACUCCGCGGUCAAGUUGGCAGCGUUGUCCAUCCAGGUGAAGUGCACGGCGUCGGGUAUGUAGCCCGCAUGGGAUCGCAGAUGAGAGAGAAUCUUGUCAGAAUUAUCGGAAAAUCGGUCAUAUCCGAGCGUGACCUGUUGGAGCAGUUCUCAGAAGCCAUCCUGGCCGGCCGUCCCGACUCUGGCCGUGAUCCGGUCAUCAUAGCUGGUAUUCCUAUGGCUGACCCCGAGGUAUAUCCCGACGUGAUAUGGUACAAGAACCCCGUUCUAUGGCCCUACGUCCACCACUUCCGGCAGUCGGAGACCCUGGGAAGCAAUCAGGAUCAUAUUCCCACCAAAACCCAGCUGCAGUCGGCAGCGAGCUUGACCGAAGCGGCCGAUAUCAUUGCCACAGGAUUUUCCGAGAAGGUUCGGCGCAAGCUACAAUUGCCUCUGGAUUCAGAUUUACCUGGUUCGACCCUACUGUCCGAUGUCGGUGUGGACUCGCUCAUUGCAGUCGAUCUGCGAGUCUGGUUUACCAAAGAGCUGGGGGUAGAUGUGCCGGUACUAAAGCUGCUGGGAGGGCUGUCCAUCGAUACCAUAGCGCGCGAUGCAGCUGAACUGCUGGACCCAGCACUCCUGCCGCAGGUGCGGGCAUAAUUAGAUAUAAG